Camelina sativa (false flax) is the source of this 1335-nucleotide messenger RNA. Its product is annotated as glycine-rich RNA-binding protein 3, mitochondrial. The record is from RefSeq and is a predicted model, not a curated record. Gene Ontology annotation, molecular function: nucleic acid binding. Lineage: Eukaryota; Viridiplantae; Streptophyta; Magnoliopsida; Brassicales; Brassicaceae.
GGUUGGAAAUUCUUUUCUCUUCGUAUCAUUUUCUUUCUCUUCGUUCGGGUUUUCGUGAUUUUUUUUCUUGUUCUCUCCGAAGAGGCGAAACGGCGAAACGCCGAGAGAUUUCUUCGUCUCCGAUUCCGGUGUGUUCCGACCACUUCCGGUGAUCUCUUCUUCUCCUCGUCUCCUCGUCUCCUCGUGUCCACCGAUCUCGUCCUCUCCACUGUCUCCUCUGUCUCGCCAAGUCAACCGAUCUCUUCGUCUCCUCGUCUUCUCUGUCUCCUCUGUCUCAUCUGUGUCCUCUGGCUUUAUAGACAAGGUAAGCUCCGGCAAUAGGUUAUAGACAAGGUAUACCUAAUAGAUCGUGAAACUUCGCUACAUAAACCUCGGUCAAGUAGGGUUUUAACAAAAUCGAGAAAUCUCACAGAGGAAAGCGAAGUAUUGAGUAUUGAGUAUUGAGUUUGAUUAGGCAAAACGAAGAGUUCCGUAUUUAAAAAGCCUUUGAUUUAUUAUCUAAAAGAGAUGACUUUUUUGAGUAAAUUCGGGAACAUAUUGAAGCAGACAACGAGCAAGCAACUCAAUGGUCAGGUUUCUCUAUCAAGCCCUUCGCUUUUUCAGGCUAUAAGGUGUAUGUCAUCUUCUAAGCUCUUCAUUGGAGGUAUGGCUUAUAGCAUGGAUAAGGAUAGCUUAAGAGAAGCUUUCACUAAAUAUGGUGAAGUCGUUGAAAGCUAUGGCGGCAGUGGUGCUGGUGGCUAUGGAGGCGAUGCUACUGGUCACGGAGCUGCUGGUGGUUAUGGUGCAAGCAGUGGAUAUGGAUCUAGCGGCAACACUUACGGUGAGGUUCCAAGUGCAACUGCAGGGGCUGUUGGUGACUAUAAUGGAAGUAGUGGUUAUGGUAGUGCCAAUACUUACGGUAGCAACAAUGGUGGGUUCGCUGGAGAUAGCCAGUUUGGAGGAAACCCUGUUGCCAACAGCUCGCAGUUUGGUGGUGACAAUACUCAAUUUGCUGCCGGUAGCCAAUUUGGCGGUGAAGAUCAAUUUGGAAGCAUGGAGAAAAGUGAAAUUAAGAUGGAGAAUGGACCAGUGGAAGGAGAUUUCGAAGAUGACACUGAUGUUGCCAAAAGAGCUUGAAGCAAGUAGCAAAAGAUGUUUUCAAGACUUGGUGUUUUCAUAUUAAUUUUUAUGAUUAGUAAUAGUUAUCUGAAUUUUCCUGAGGAAAACACUUUAUCUAGUAACAAUCUGCUAUUUCAAUCUUGAAAAUAAGUUGUAGUUUGAGAUUGUUUCUGAAGGUAUCUAUUGAAUUUUAAACAAAAAUGUGAGCUUUGUUUCAUUAAUCUAUGUAUUAAUCUA